Protopolystoma xenopodis is the source of this 1305-nucleotide messenger RNA. The record is from the annotation of a GenBank genome assembly. Lineage: Eukaryota; Metazoa; Platyhelminthes; Monogenea; Polystomatidea; Polystomatidae.
GAUAAACUUCGAUUAGUCGGUGAGGUUCAUUACCCCAACCUAGAGUUUGACACAACCAACAUCGCAUUCGGCCAUAUUCUCAACCACACCGAAAUCACUCGGCAAACACUUAUUACAAAUUGCUCUCCCCUUCCUGUCCGUUAUCGCUGGAGUCUACUUGUCGGUGAAGGAGCCAACAUCUUUUUUCGCCGAGAGGCUGAGCUUCCGGGUUUAUUAGAAACUGUUCAGAGGAUAGAAACACCUGCCUCUAUACUCGAUGAAGAUCCGACAGAGGCUGAACCAACUUCUCGAUGCAUCGAACAGCCUGAUGCAGGGGAAUUGGAUACUUAUAAGGAUGUGACAGAAGAAAAAGGAGGUCCAGCAUGUGCAGUCAUGAAUCCGGUCCUCCGACGCCUGCUUGAUCAGGACCGUCAGAUUGUGCCACUUAGCAUCGAGGAAGUUUUUGAUAUAACUCCGCUCUACGGCCAGCUGGCUCCAGGCGAGAGUCAGCCGGUGCUUUUCACCUUCUUUGGGCAUGCCGACAUAGAGGCAUGCGUUACCGCAGCCUGUCAGGUGGAUGAUGGUCCUGUAUAUCGCGUAGUCAUGUCUGGCCAGGCCUCGAGUUCCAACUACGUCCUGGAGCCGAGUUCAGAGCAGAUCGAGUUUGGCCGCAUUGUCUGUCACGAAACGGCUUCCGGACACCUCCGGCUGUAUAAUACUGGCCAGGUGGCCUUUACAUUCCGCGUAUUCGUUGAGGCGGCAUCUUUGGCCGAUGCACACGUAGUCGUGGAGCCAGAUAAUGGCCAACUCGAAGGGCAGACAGACGUGGAGUUAUGCUUAAAGGUGGUGGCUUACCUACCGAAAAAGUUUAUCGUAAACUUAAGACUAGAAGUGGGCCACUUUUCACCACAGCGCAUCUUUGUUAGUGGUGAGGGAGACUUCGCUAGUUUACUCUUCACUCUGCCCAGAGCAGGUGGGUCGGCUGCGAGCGCAGAAGAGGCGGUGAAAGGAAGACAAAUAAAACACGGCGGAAUGGAUUUUAUGAGUGAUGGAGCAAUCCAUUCAGCAUUUCAGCAGAUUCUGCGCACCUUAAAGGCUGAGAAGUCGGCGGCUCAAAAUAUGCCAUGCAAAAGUCUAGUGCUGGAGGACAAAAUAGAAAUACAGCAUCUGCAGGAUCCGGAGAUGGAUCUGGAACACGAAGCUGAGAGAAGGUUUAUCUGCGAAUAUCUUAAUUUAUUGAAGCCACUAAAACCAGAAGUAGAUGUCGCAACAGCUACCCAUAUUCUCCUGACUGGUAAUCCAGACUUUGCAGGUUUAUCCAGGUAA